This is a messenger RNA of Trifolium pratense (red clover), 1149 nucleotides long. RefSeq lists its product as uncharacterized. The transcript is spliced from 7 exons. The coding region runs from base 192 to 791 and encodes 199 amino acids. Lineage: Eukaryota; Viridiplantae; Streptophyta; Magnoliopsida; Fabales; Fabaceae. The record is from RefSeq and is a predicted model, not a curated record.
AGCACCUCCUUGAUUCCCUAUAUACUCCACCGUCGCAAAGCUGCCGGCGUCAAAACCUGAAAGUUGCAGUGACCUGACCACCAUUUCCAAAUUUCAAGGUUGCUCAAUCCCCAAACUGUUUACCCUUCAUACUCGUAUUCUUUAUCUCAAGGCUUGUUGCUGGAAUCUGACUGGUCUUUAAGGCUUUGAAAAUGGAAGUUAUGGUGAAAAAAUUUCAGUCAAAAUUCAAAAUAGUUAGGAAAGAAAUGAAUCAAUGGGAUGAGCUUCAAUCUCGCUUGAUUUCACAGUUUAGGAGUGCUUCCCAUAUUGUAGAUAGGUUGCAGGUGCUUCAAAAAUCCAACAAUUAUGAUAUUCUAAACUGUGUUGCUGGUGUGAAAGAUGCUCUUUUGGAAAAGCAGAUUAGUUCUUUGAAUACCAUUUUGGUUUCCAUGAGAAAGACUUUGGAAGAAUUUCAUUGUAUUGUCUUAUCUCUUGAGAAAUUUCAUCGUGAUGGUAAACAACUAGUUAAAGGCAGUUCUUCUCGCCCAACCAUGAAACAACUGCAGCAGCGUGUUGGUAUCAAACCUAGACUUAUUGAUUGCUUGGAUGGCCUGUCAUUUCUACAUGAAAUAUACUACUCAGAGUAUUUAUUAAAAACAUCAAUUGUAUCAUCACUAUCAUCAAUGGCCUUAAUCCCCGGCACUGCUAGUGAUCUUGGUUCGCUACAGCAACUCUUGGUUGAUCAACCCAAUAUCCUUACAGAGGAAGUUCAAUUUUUGUUUGAUACAAUAUUUGCUGAAGAACUGUGUUGAUGAUGUCCUCUACUGUGGUAUACUGGUUGAGCUUUUGUACAUCAAGGGAGCCUUUUGAUCUGACAGGCAUGAUUGUUGAUGCGAGAUUAGAUUAAGAUGAUAUAUUGUUUUUGUUGGUAAUAAUUUAUAAAUUUUAGUUUUUCUUUUACGAAAAUUAUAAUUUUUAUAGUUGUUCUUUAGGAAUUUUGUUUAAUUUUUAUUUGUAGGUGUAUAUCAUCAUAUUAGGAAUGUUUAUUGAACCAUAUGGGUGAAAAAAAUGUGGUUAGGAGGGGAGACUUCCCUAAAGGUGGUUUAGCUAGGUUCUCUGAAGGAGAUUAAUUAUUGACAAUGCUGAUGCAUAUAGUUACCAAGAGUAAUA